Messenger RNA from Leptinotarsa decemlineata (Colorado potato beetle), 1948 nucleotides. RefSeq names its product Adenosine receptor (gene AdoR). Gene Ontology annotation, cellular component: plasma membrane. The record is from RefSeq and is a predicted model, not a curated record. Gene Ontology annotation, biological process: adenylate cyclase-activating G protein-coupled receptor signaling pathway; G protein-coupled adenosine receptor signaling pathway. Gene Ontology annotation, molecular function: G protein-coupled receptor activity. Lineage: Eukaryota; Metazoa; Arthropoda; Insecta; Coleoptera; Chrysomelidae.
AUGCAAUGUCUAUUUGAAGACAAAAUUCCAAAUUCAGAAGUAGAAGAUGCAGAUGAUGUUGACUACAUUCCCAUGUCCGAAAAUGAACUUGAAGAUGAUGGAAACAUAACGGAAACUGCAACAGGACGACCAAAGAAGGGUAGGAAAAAAAUUUCUAUUUCUUUUGUUACAGUAAUUAUAAGUAUCUGCUGGUUUGCUGGAAUCGUGGUGGGCUUCCUUCCGCUACUAGGAUGGCACAAAAAACCUGACAGGGACUACUGCUUCUUCCUCAACGUAAUGCAAUCAAACUACUUGGUGUUUUUAUAUUUCGGCACUAUCAUUACCCCAGCUCUACUACUAGCAGCGUUUUAUGCUCACAUCUACCAGGUCGUCGUCAGACAGCUGAAGCAGAUGGUCAUCAUGCACCCUGAGAAAGGCUCAUCAACCAAAAACAACUCAUCUGGAGGCACCAUGGUGAGAAUACUGGGUAUCCAGCAGACCAACGAAGUGAAAGCAACGCAAAACUUGGCCAUCAUCGUUCUGUUCUUCAUGAUUUGUUGGUUUCCUUUGUACACUAUCAACUGCAUCAUAGCUUUCAAGCCGGACUUCCACGUGAACUCAAAUGUGAUGCUCAGUAGUAUCAUCCUCUCGCAUCUGAAUUCGGUUGGGAAUCCACUGCUAUACGCCUGUCACUUACGAGAUUUUCGUGCAGCAAUGAAAAACUUUUUCCUAGUUCUGUUCAACCAACCACAUCGUUGUGAACCCAUUAUUAGAAACUACGGACCGCCCAAUGCAGCACAGAAAAGAUCUAGUAGCGUUUCCACUUGUCAUCUGACGAAUAUUCAAAACAGAAUUCACUCCAAGGCGAAACUCCAUAUUCCCGACAAAGUUUCGAAUAUCGUUAAAACUACCGCUGCUGUAGCAGCGGCCACUACUGGGGAAGUGAACAAGAGUAUCUGGAACAUCGCGGAGCGAUCAAUAUCUUCAAGUGAUUCUUCAAAAUCUCUGGAUUCCUGUAACCAUGACAAAAGCUUGAUAAUUCGACCAGCCACGCCAUACCGACCAAGGAAUACCAACGAAUUGAAUCUAUCUGUUAAUAUCAAAAUGUGUGAAGAUGAUGAAUCUGAUGAUGGGUUCAAUGAAGAAGAAAUAUUACCAUAUCACGACUGUAUACUCGGUGAUUGUGUAAUCGAAACUUCACCCAAUCUGAGUAUCGGUACUUCUGAAAAAACAGACUAUUGUUAUGUUAAAUCUUUAUCGAAUUCUUCUCCUCAAUUAUCCAGAGGACUCUUCUUCGUAGACGGUGCCAAGGAUGUUGAUAACCAAUGUGAAUCUAGGAAAGUUAGUGGUGUUGAAACUUCCCCGAGAAAAAACGUUAAUUUUUUGUUGAGCACUCGUCAAGUUAUAAACUUGUUGAAGGGAAGGAAGCCGUUGCACAGGAGUCUCAGCGACAGCGGUCAUGUAUGUUGCACCACAAAUAAUGGGGUUGUUAAUUCUUGCGUCAGCUGAAAUAUCCUGUAUGAAGGAACUGAUAUUUAUUGAUUAUUGUGAUCUCAGAAUCCGGAGUCCCGUUUUCUUCUGAAGAGCAAAUUGAUAUCAAAAUUAGAUUUUCUGCCAACAACUAUAAGGUUGUUUCAAAAGUUUUGUCCGUGUUUAUGAGUCUGCUUCAAACUACAAUAUCACAGUGAACACUUAUCCAAUUCAAUUUUUAAAAAAUCGCGGUUUGAAUCAGUACACUUUUGCCGAUGUAAUAAAAGUCGAUUUAUUUCGUAAGCUCGGGAUUCGACGAAGUCCGAUCUCGAUUGGCGAAGGUUCUGCCGUAGAAAAAAUUAUCGAGGUGCUUGGAAAGAUGGUAGUCGAUUGGUGAGAGGUCUGGGGUGUAUGAUCGGUGAGGCAGAAUUCCGAAGCUCAAUUCAUUUAAUUUUCGUGCGGACGGGCGUUGUUGUGAGUAUCAGACCUCUUCUGUUGG